Trichophyton verrucosum HKI 0517 is the source of this 630-nucleotide messenger RNA. RefSeq lists its product as uncharacterized. The record is from RefSeq and is a predicted model, not a curated record. The transcript is spliced from 2 exons. NCBI's taxonomy places the organism in Eukaryota, Fungi, Ascomycota, Eurotiomycetes, Onygenales, Arthrodermataceae. The coding region runs from base 1 to 630 and encodes 209 amino acids.
AUGAGAGAGAAGAGGGAAAAAAAAAACAACGAGCGACCAAAAGGCAAAAAAACGUCACCCCACAUCUUACAACAGUUCCGCGAGCCUGGCGGUGUUAUUAUCCGUUCGACACCACGAUCAACAGCUGGAGGAACAAAAAGGACGAUAAACAGUCAUGGACUCGUUGGAGGUCCUGGCGAAGAGAGCGUGGCUGAUACGGAGACAGACAUGAUCGAUGCAAAGAGCCAGGAGAUCCGGCCGGUCGACGGUGAGGUCUACUCGAAGAUGGAAGACCUGGCAGACGACCUUCCCGAUUCUUCGCCCCGGUUUAUCCUGCUCAGCUAUCCCCUGACGAUAGUAAGCCUGCGCCAUAACUAUCUUAUUCUGUUACUGCUGGCGGUAUUAUUAUUAUUGGUAUUACUGUAUGCUGACCCGGCAGGCUGGCCGUCCCGCCGUCCCCUACGUCCUGCUCUACUACCUGCCCGAGAACUGCAAUCCGUCACAGAGAAUGAGCUACGCCGGUGCGGUGGAGCUGAUGAGGAGCGCGGCGGAGGUGAACCGGGUGAUAGAGGUCGAGAACGAGACGGACGUCAUCGAGAUCGAGAAGAAGCUUCAAUCACAAUAACUGCCCUUCCCUGCCUAGUUAGGUGA